GAUAUUUUGAGAAGCUGUCUAUAAAAGUCAAAAACCACCAAAAGCUUUACUCCACAUCCCUCUCUAAAAAAGUCACUCAGGAGCACACAAAAAAAGGGAAAUCAGAUCAAAAGAUGGUUCUGCUAGAUAAGCUCUGGGAUGAUGUUGUAGCCGGUCCUCAACCUGACCGUGGCCUUGCCCGCCUCCGAAAGAUCACCACCCAACCCAUUAAUAUCAGAGAUAUAGGAGAAGGAAGCAACAAGAUGAUGCAUAGGUCGUUGACUAUGCCGACGGUUGUGAGCCCCGGAACUCCAACUACUCCGACAACUCCGACGACGCCAUAUAAGGAUAACGUGUGGAGAAGUGUCUUUAAUCCUGGAAGCAACCUCGCCACAAGAGCCAUCGGCUCCAACAUCUUUGAUAAACCAACCCACCCAAAUUCUCCAUCCGUCUACGACUGCGAUGAUAACGAAGCUCAAAGGAAGGAACACGUGGCACUGUGUUUAGUGGGCGCGUGGAUUAAAUGAAAAACAAUAAAACAUUAUUCUGUUUUACCGUGUCAACUACCUUCCUUUAUUGUGCAUAUGUAUGGUUGUACAGCGGCGACUCAAGGAGUCAGCACCGUUAAAAGCGAGUCAGAGGGAGUGACACAAGUGGGUGAUGUACAUAUGGUGUCUAGAUCUACCGUCACGUGUCUAAGUUUUGCUUGUUUAUAUAACUGUCUUCUACCUAUGCAAUAAGUUUUCCGGUUUGGGCUUGGUUUGUAAGUUCCUUUUGUGUGUGUUUUGUAGUAACUUGCAAGUGGAGAGGUUGAAUCAUCACUAUCUCGUUUGGAUUUUGAUAGUGAACAUGUGUCU
Eruca vesicaria subsp. sativa (arugula) is the source of this 836-nucleotide messenger RNA. The record is from the annotation of a GenBank genome assembly. Lineage: Eukaryota; Viridiplantae; Streptophyta; Magnoliopsida; Brassicales; Brassicaceae.